Tricharina praecox is the source of this 2784-nucleotide messenger RNA. RefSeq lists its product as uncharacterized. Gene Ontology annotation, molecular function: protein-containing complex binding; protein binding. Lineage: Eukaryota; Fungi; Ascomycota; Pezizomycetes; Pezizales; Pyronemataceae. The coding region runs from base 1 to 2784 and encodes 927 amino acids. The transcript is spliced from 2 exons. The record is from RefSeq and is a predicted model, not a curated record.
AUGCCAGCGGCGAACGCCUCGCGCGUGAACACGCACGAGAUCGUGCACUCCUACGAGUCCUCUGCGAACCCUGCGCGGCCCAUCCGGCCAUCGCCAUUGACGACGCAGAACGGGAUGCCUUUGGACCUAUUGGACCGUCUGCGGUCGUUCCCUCUAUUCAUGUCAGCGCCGGAAGAGUUUCUCUCCGCCGUCGCGACGCAUCUGCGGCCGCAGCUGCACUCGCCCCGGGAUUAUAUCGUCACCGAGGGCGACGAUGCGAAGGCUAUGUACUGGCUUGUUCGUGGUGCCGUCGCGGUUACGUCCAGGGAUGGGGAAAGUACGUAUGCCGAGCUCAGGCCCGGAGCGUUUUUUGGUGAGAUUGGGAUUCUUAUGAAUAUUCCGAGAACGGCCACGAUUAUUGCCAGGAGUAAGUGUCUCCUCGUUGUACUCACGAAGGAGGCGCUGCAGAGGGAACUGCCGAAGUAUCCUGAGGUCGAGAGGGCGAUACGGGAGGAGGCAGAGGAGCGCCUGACCCUGCUGAAUAAGAAGAAGAGGGAGCGGGAGUCGACACGGGUCGGCGGCGUCAAGAGGGGGGUUGAUGAUGGGGAGAUGGAUGUGGACGAGCCGAUACAGUUCUCGAAUGGGCUGGGAGCGCAGGGGCUCACCCCCGGCGGUCAGUGGGCGAGUGCGUCGGCGUUGGCCAGUGUCGCCGUCAAUAUCCGGCAAUUGCUGAAGGAACUGCCACUGUUCGCCAACCUGCCGCCCCAGAAUCUGCACUUUCUGGGAUUGAGCGCGACGCCGCGCGCAUUCGAUCCGUUCACGUCGAUCGUGCAGCAGAAUUCGAAUGGGCGGGAAAUUUAUUUCAUCGUGCGCGGCGAGGUGGAGGUGGUGGACGAGACGGAUCCGACCAAUAUUAAGGUUAAGGCACGGCUAAAGAAGGGGCACUACUUCGGCGAGGUGGCAGGGCUGUAUUUGGCGCCUAAGCGAACCGCCACCGUCCGCUCGGUUACUUAUGUAGAAUGUCUGGUGAUCGGAGGGGACGUGCUGGCCGAGCUGUGGAAGAAGUGUCCGCCCGACGUGCAGCAGCAGCUGGAGAAGACGGCUCGCACACGCAUGGACGCCGACUCCAUGAUCCUGGGGAGUAAUACGGCUGCAAUCACGAUGAUGCCGCCAUCCGUGCCGCCGCAGCACGGCGUCGGCGUGGAUCCGAUGGAUAUCUCGGAUCUGCCAAACUUAUCGGCGUCGCACUUGGGCUUGACUCGGUCGGCCUCGCCGCUCACAGUCACCGGGCCGAACGAUCUCAACGUGGUGGAGCCUUUCGACCCGGACCCCUAUCAGCCCUCCGACUUCGAUUCGAUGGUGCGGUCCAAGUCCCGGCGGGGAUCGCUAGCACCCCCGGCGCCGUCCGGGGCCAACUCACCGACGGAAGAGAAGGGCUCGCCGCUCGCGACGUCGGUCACGUCAUCGCCCAUCCCGUCGCCGGUCAAGACCAAGCACGUCACCACGCCGCCGGAAAAGUCGCCCGCCAAGCGACCGAAAACCGGGAGCGUGCGGAUCCUUUCGCGGAAACCGAGCAGGUUCAAUACUGGCCAGUUCGACGACGACGUGCUCAACGAGAUAUUCAAGUACCUCGAGCUGCCCGAGCUGAUGCGCAUGCGCGCCGUGUCCACACAUUGGUCGCGAUUACUGACGCACUCGCCACACCUGUGCAAAGUCCUCAAUCUCAAACCGUACAACCGCGUCAUCAACGACCGCGUGCUGAUCGAGAGCAUCGCGCCGUUCGUCGGCCACCGGCCACACACCAUUGACAUCUCCAACUGCUUCCACAUCUCGGACGAGGGCUUCUCGGCACUAGCGCAGCACUGCGGCGCCCACGUCAAGAAGUGGCGCAUGAAGAGCGUCUGGGACAUCACCGGCCAGGCAAUCCUGGAAAUGUCCAACCGUGCAAAGGGGCUCGAGGAGAUCGACCUCUCCAACUGCCGCAAAGUCUCGGACACGCUCCUGGCGCGGGUGGUGGGCUGGGUAGUCCCCGAGUUCCACCCGAUGUACGCGGACGCGGCGCAGCAGCAGCAAGCUGCCGCCGCCUCCGCCUCCUCUAACCCCAGCCGCUACAUCCCGCCCCAAAUCUACCCGCCGGCCGGCACGGUGAUCGGCUGCCCGAACCUGCGGCGGCUCACACUCAGCUACUGUAAACACGUCACGGACAGGACAAUGAGCCACCUGGCCGCGCACGCCUCAAAGCGCCUCGAACACGUGGACCUCACCCGCUGCACCACAAUCACGGACCAGGGCUUCCAGAGCUGGAGCAUGACCCGCUUCGAGCGCCUGCAGAGCCUGUGUCUCGCUGACUGCACGUACCUCACCGACUCCGCAGUGGUCUUCCUCACCAACGCGGCAAAGGGCCUGCGGAGCCUGGACCUGUCUUUCUGCUGCGCCCUCUCCGACACCGCAACGGAAGUCCUCUCGCUGGGGUGCCAACACCUCUCGACCCUCAAACUGUCUUUCUGCGGCUCGGCAGUCUCGGACAGCUCCCUGCGUGCCAUCGGGCUGCACCUGCUGGAGCUGCGGGAGCUGUCAGUGCGCGGCUGCGUGCGCGUUACGGGAGUCGGCGUGGAGGCGGUUGUAGAGGGCUGCCACAACCUGGAGGUAUUCGAUGUUAGCCAGUGUAAGAACCUCCAGAGGUGGCUCGAACAGGGCGGCGUAGAGAAGUGUACCAAGACUUGGAGGAGGAAUGUGGAAUUCCUGACGGUGGCGAGGGAUAAGGAGGAUGGGGGGGAUGGGGGGGAUGGGGUGCGGAGACGGUAG